Phymastichus coffea is the source of this 3896-nucleotide messenger RNA. RefSeq names its product pyrokinin-1 receptor-like. NCBI's taxonomy places the organism in Eukaryota, Metazoa, Arthropoda, Insecta, Hymenoptera, Eulophidae. Gene Ontology annotation, molecular function: neuromedin U receptor activity. Bases 531 to 2312 code for a protein of 593 amino acids. The transcript is spliced from 5 exons. The record is from RefSeq and is a predicted model, not a curated record. Gene Ontology annotation, biological process: neuropeptide signaling pathway. Gene Ontology annotation, cellular component: plasma membrane.
UCGGUAUUACGCUCCCUCUGUUACUGUGUGCGGGCAUCCCUUGCUCGCCCUGAAGCAUCGCCGUUUGCGCGCAUGUGGCGCUCGGUCGUCCCGCCGAAUGACAAGCCGCGGCGCAACGGCAAGCGAGCUGCCCGAGCGUCAGUUGUCGCUGCGACAAGUGAGAGAGCACACCGAUGCUGACAGAGCUGAUGAUACGCUACUAUUUCGAAAUCCCACGGGCAGUCGAAUUCAAGUUUAACUCAAGAUGUACAUGUACACUUAGUUUGUUUUAAUUGCUGCGAGGAAAAAUAUAUAAUUUUCACUUUCCACUUUGAAUCGUGAGGUGUUUUGCUACUUUGUGGACUAUUUAUUUAAGUGUUUCAAGUGAAUAAAUUCUUGCCGCUCCAAUGACGGAUGGAUAAUUAAAGUUGUUAAGAAUUGUAAAGAAGCAACAAUGUAUUGUGACUCAAGGGCGGCGACCCCGCCGUAAACUCCCAGUAACAUAAGUUAAUGUUGAUAGAUUCUAAUAAAAAUUAAAGGAAAAAAGAAUCAUGAAUGAUUCGUACGAAAUCUUCAACGAGUCGUUCGUGAACGACAACACGACAAUAACGGCAGUAGCAAUUGCUGGUGAUGUGAAUGUGCAUCACACUAUUUACAAAUUAUACGGCCCAGUUCGAGAUCCACUUUACGUGGUGAUCCCGAUCAGCAUAAUCUACGCGUCGAUAUUCGUUACGGGAAUAGUUGGCAACAUCAGUACCUGCAUCGUCAUCGCGCGCAACAAGUCAAUGCACACCGCGACCAAUUAUUACCUGUUCAGCUUGGCAGUCUCCGACCUGUUGCUCCUAGUGCUCGGUAUACCACCUGAAAUCUAUAUGGUUUGGUACAAGUAUCCAUAUGUUUUCGGUGAGACGUUUUGCGUGGCUAGAGGUUUCGCGGCUGAGACCUCGACUAACGCCUCGAUAUUAACAAUCACGGCUUUCACAGCCGAACGAUACGUUGCCAUUUGCCAUCCGUUCCUUUCGCAGACAAUGUCCAAGCUUUCACGCGCGAUUAAGCUGAUAUUGUUGAUAUGGGUGAUAGCACUGAUAUGCGCGGUACCUCAGGCUGCGCAAAUUGGUAUUGUGCCGUACGGGGAGAGAGACGAUGAAGUGAUGUGCGUGUUUAAACCGAUAAACAUGAAAAACUGGUAUGAAUCGAUGAGGGUGAUCAUGGAACAUUCUUUCGAAAUGUCCACUUUUUUAUUUUUUAUUGUGCCAAUGGGAAUCAUCAUGGUGUUGUACAUACUGAUUGGUAUGAAAUUAAAGAAAUCGACUCUCAUGAAGAGGAGUAGUCAACAAACGUUUAGAAGAUCCGAAAGUACCAGGGUCAAGGUUGGCGGCUCCAGAAUGAAUAGGCACUGCAGGCGGCAUAACAGAUCUACGUCGAGGGUCGUCCGUAUGCUGGUCGCUGUGGUCGUGGCAUUCUUCAUCUGCUGGGCUCCAUUCCACAUGCAACGACUAAUUGCCAUCUAUGGAAAGAGAGAGCAUCAUGUACCUGGUGGCAGCAAUUGGUUUGAGAAGCUCUAUGUCAUUUUCACAUAUGUCUCGGGGGUGCUUUACUACUUUUCGACAACGAUCAAUCCAAUCUUGUACCACAUUAUGUCGAAUAAAUUUCGGGAAGCUUUCAUGGAGACAUUAGCGAAAAGCUGCAGAUUGUCGAGGCUUGUGGUACCGCACGAGAGACGCUCAUACUCGUCAUUGUCGCGCUCCCAACCACGGCAUCCCGGCAACUAUCCAUCGAAAACCACUGGGAUCAGCAAUGCUACUGGUUUAGCACAGGAUAGUACCGACUGCUCUGGAAAUUCAUUCCGAGAAGAGACGCAAGCAAACGGUGCUGUGGUGGAUUACUCUACCUCGGAGUCAGCGCCGAUUUAUGGUAGACGUGGUGUACUCACUAUCGAUGUCGAUGAUAGUGGUCCUCAGUCAAUUGUACCAUUUCAAUCGAAAGGAUGCUCAGGACCCUUGAUGACGCAUUUCAUCGAUUUACCACAGGCUCGAAACGAACUUGCUAGAGAAUUGCCGUCGCCUGGCUACGAGCAGUGCAUCCGGAUGCAAGGUUCAUCCGGACGAACGGUGCAGCAUUGCAACGUUAUCAAUUGCCGAAGUAAUACAAACUCAAAGAAGAGAUGGUGGCGUUUACUGGACUGGUUGCCAGGUCUCAAGAACUUGCGAACGUCACGACUUGUGAAUCGAUCCAGUCAGAACAUAAUUGUCGAUAUACCUAAACCACAAGACGAUUGCUUUUUGCAACUGCAUACCUUUGGUAUCAAGGACGAUAGCUGUAGACCCGUAUGAUGGAGGCAGAAUCUCGCUUCGUCCUGGCCAUCGAUCAACGAAACAACUGCCACCUGAUCCACGACUUCGUUAAAAGUUCUAUACGAUUGAAAACGUGGCUCAACGAAAAUUAUUACUAUCAUCGCCACAUGAUCUUUUCAUAUUUCGAUAUCCGGUUGAUUUCCUAUGUUUGAGCGAAUAAUAUUUACUUGACGCUUCAAAGUAGCUAAAAUUUCAGUCAGACUUGUCGUGUUUAUAAUGUAAGAUUCCUUUAUUAUUCAUCAAAACUUUGAAUGACUGAAAAAACUUUUCUAUAUCUUAAUUUGUACCUUUAAGUUUUUUUCAUCGGCUAAACAUUUUUAAUCGCCACAAUCACUGUUGGUUUUUAUUGUGUUCGAUUAGAUAUACUUGUAAAUAAAUAUUUAGAUCACCAAUUUUCCAGAGAUGAAGAAUGACAAUAAGCUUUUUUUAAGAUCAUACGAACGGAGGAAUUAAAAUUGUUCCUUGCUUAUAUUUUGAAUUGCCGUAUUAUGCUAGUCGAUUAAUAUGUUUCAAUUACCAAUGAUUGCUUCAUUUAUUUCAAAGAAAGUAGAAUGUUUAUGCUUUAUCUUUAUAUAACUGGUAGUUCAUAAAGUUCAAGUUGAUAAAAAAACUAUGCGUAUUUCGUAAAUAAAUCAAUAUUUAUUGAAUUAGUAUAUUUCGAUACUAGCGCGAGAGAGUAAUUUCAGUCUCGUGCGGACAUUUGCGCUCGAACGAUGAGAGGACGGAAAGGCUACACGAGCCUGAAAUUACCUUUCGACAAACCGUGCGUAGAGACUCGACUUUACGUACGCUAAAAGAAUCGAGCAUGCUGAAAAUCUCGUCCUACUCACGUCGUAUUAAAACCUAAAGUUAGAUACAUAUGCGUGGAUAGUACAUUUCGCGUGCAUAAAGUUGAGUCUCCGCGCACGGAGUGUCGAAAGAUAUUUUGAACCCAUUCAAAAUACUACAAAGUUUUCGAAUUUAACAUAUGUAUAAUUGUUCUAUACGAUAUUGAACGUGUACAUACAAGGAUAAGAAAAAAUAAUUUGUUUUAAAUUUUUACAUCUAAAAUUGUUUACUGUUUAAAUGAAAAUAAGCUUGAAUAAUAAUAUAAUACAUCAAUGAUGUACAAACGUGUGAAAAGAUCUUAAAUGGAAGUUACUUUUUUAUAAAGAGAAAUCACUACGUAUUUUCUGGAAUAAAAUAAUUUUUCAUAUACUAAAUGACUGUCUCAAAAGACAAAAAACAAUUGCAAGACGAACCACAAUCAAAAUUGAAUUUACGUAUUCACCACCAAUUCAACUUUCAUAUCGCAUUGUUUAAUACAAAUUCAAUAAAGGUAUAAACUGGUGCAUCGCAAGAAUGUUGCAUGAAUACGAAAUAACUGAUUUUAAAACUGUGAUAUUUUCUGUUACACUACUAGUAUGUAAGCUAUAAAAAAACGAUGUGUUGAAAAGUGUUAAAAAUUCUAACUUUUAUCGUACAGUUACAUGUAUAAUAAUAUAAGUAAAAGACACAGCGUAAAUCAAUAUAUUUUAUCUUUAGAUUUUACGAAUAAAAUAUGUUAUCAUUAUUAUAACAGGA